This is a messenger RNA of Saccostrea echinata, 630 nucleotides long. RefSeq lists its product as uncharacterized. Bases 1 to 630 code for a protein of 209 amino acids. The record is from RefSeq and is a predicted model, not a curated record. The transcript has a single exon. Gene Ontology annotation, cellular component: chromatin; nucleoplasm. Gene Ontology annotation, biological process: positive regulation of DNA-templated transcription. Gene Ontology annotation, molecular function: zinc ion binding; ubiquitin-protein transferase activity. Lineage: Eukaryota; Metazoa; Mollusca; Bivalvia; Ostreida; Ostreidae.
AUGGCGGAUGGUGAAACAAAAUAUCCACUGGGUUCACCAUUACAGCAAGUACAUAUGUGUGAGGAACACGAUUCAAUCAUUGACAUUCUGUGUGAGGAUUGUUAUGCAUUUAUUUGUUCUGUCUGUGCAAGAUUGAACCAUAAUGAUCACAAAUGGGUAACUCAAGCCACGGCAGCUUUACAAAGAAGAAGAGGACUCCAUGAAUAUCUUUGUAGUAUAAAGGAAGAAAAAAUAUCAAGGAUUGACGAAGACAUACAGAAGAUGGUGUCACAGAUCGAAGAAAAUGAAAACAUUUGUGAUGUUCAGAUAAAAGACUUACAGGAGCAUUAUAAUGAAAUCAUAUUCAAGCUAACAGAAAUCAAGAAAAAUCAAGAACAUAUACUGAAAGACAAACUAUUCAAAACGAAUGAAAAGGUAAAGAAUGCAAAAUAUCAGUUAGAAAAGAAAAAGAAACUUAUGAUUGACAUGGUGGAAUUCAUGGAGAAAAACAAUACUUCCAUGUCUGAUUUCAGCUUGAUUGACAAUCACAAACAACUUAAAAAUUUAUUGUUAGAAAUGGAUACAUAUUUUAAUAAUUGUGUUCAUACAACAAAGUACAAUAGAGGAGAAUAUAAGCAGGAUAUAUUGUAG